UCAUAUCAACGAUCUGCAUUACAAUGGUUUCCUCUUUGUCUCGAUGCAGGGGGUGACGAUCAUGGUGGGUGUCGCAUCUUCGGGGAUCGCCGCGGGCUGCGGGUUGCCACUUUCCUGGUCCAAGUGUACGUCGUGCCCCCGCUGCUCACAUUCCAGCCCAAGUUCCAAACCGUGCAAUUCAAUAUGCUCGUUGACGACGUCGCGAAGGAACUCACCAAGGCCGGGGAAGCGAUGGUAGAUCUCAUAGAGGAUGACUUGGAAUGUAGCAUCGCAUCACACACGGCCGCAAUAGUUGCCAGCACACCCUCUACCCUUAAAAUGGUGGCCGAAAAGGUCGGGGCGCUGGGUGGGUCGGCGUGCGCAGCGGCUGCCAACUUAGGAAUAUAUUUCUGGGCUGGCAAGGCCCGGAGGGGCAGACCCGGCCCACGCUGCAAGCUACUCAAUAGAUUUAAGAAACGACGUCGUAGGAUUGACAACUUGCGCCGAGCUGGCGUCGACAUGUUUCUCGUCGGAUGUCCACCAGCACCGCUGGAACCAGAUGUUGAAGGGGCAGCAUCCACGGACUGAGAAGGG
Molecule: messenger RNA, 573 nt
Organism: Prorocentrum cordatum
Lineage: Eukaryota; Dinophyceae; Prorocentrales; Prorocentraceae
Source: the annotation of a GenBank genome assembly